Messenger RNA from Spinacia oleracea (spinach), 823 nucleotides. RefSeq lists its product as uncharacterized. The coding region runs from base 64 to 657 and encodes 197 amino acids. The record is from RefSeq and is a predicted model, not a curated record. Lineage: Eukaryota; Viridiplantae; Streptophyta; Magnoliopsida; Caryophyllales; Amaranthaceae. The transcript has a single exon.
AGCUCAUCUUCUUCCUCUAGAAACAAAAAAAAGCUCUAAAAAAAAAAGCAAUAAAAUCCAAUAAUGUCUCAAAUUACCGACGAAAUCCGGGCCAAGGCGACGGAGCUAUACUACGGGAACGACGUAUGCCUGGCCCAAUCAAAGAGGCUCUUAAGAGAAGUGGGCCUGCCCAAUGGGCUUCUCCCACUCCAAGACGUGGUCGAAUGCGGGUACAUCGAGGAAACGGGUUUUGUAUGGCUAAAACACAAGAAGGAGAUCAAGCACAAAUUCGAGAAGAUUGGGAAGCUUGUAAGUUACGCAUCUGAGGUCACUGCUUACGUCGAGCCUUGUAAGAUAAAGAAGCUUACCGGUGUUAAGGCGAAGGAGUUGUUUUUGUGGGUGACGAUUUCGGAAAUCACUGUCGAAAGCCCCGAAAGUGCGAAGAUCGUGUUUAGGAAUCCUACGGGGAUUUCGAAGGUGUUUCCGACGGAGGCGUUUGUUGUUGAGGAGGCGGAGGCGGUUACUAAGGUGUUGAGGAAGGACGCCGGAGAGAAGAAGGAGGAGGUUAAGGUUGAUGAUGCUGUCGUUGGUGGUGGUGGUGGUGGUGAUGUUGCGAGUGUGAAGAGUGUCAAUGGGGUUGAGGCGGGAGUGGCGAAUUUGGCUAUUAAGGAUGUGUAGUUUGUUUAACUGUUUGAUUAGAAAUGUACUAAUUAAGAGAGUAUAAGAGGGCAGUUUUGUUGCUCACUCUUUUUAUUUGUCAAACUUAAUUAAGUUCUAUGUUACUAAAUUAAUCUACCAAUUUGGAUUUGAUAUGAGCAAUUGAAUAUCGAACAAUUGUUUUCGA